AUGACUCCUGCAGUACCAAGACAUACCAAACCAACCAAUAGUUUGGUAGAACGCCGUCAUUUCCACAGCAAGUUAAAAUUGGAAGAACGAGUCAGCCCGGUUCAUGGUUCUAUGGCUACUUCACCGGACCUGCUCUUAUCAUUUGCCUUGUAA
This is a messenger RNA of Penicillium oxalicum, 153 nucleotides long. RefSeq lists its product as uncharacterized. The transcript has a single exon. Lineage: Eukaryota; Fungi; Ascomycota; Eurotiomycetes; Eurotiales; Aspergillaceae. The record is from RefSeq and is a predicted model, not a curated record. The coding region runs from base 1 to 153 and encodes 50 amino acids.